ACGUAACUCUUUAAAUAAAUCAAUAUUUAUUGAUUUAUUGAUUACCAAUGCCCGGACGACUUUCGACAAUUGAAGAGAAAACUGAAACUUCCACUGGAGCAAUUUCAACAACUUCCAACACAACAAACAGUGGCGCAGAAAUGGAUUCAAAAAUGCAUCAAGCGGUACGUGCCUGCCAAAUCGGAGAAAUUCAAACCGUUCGAUUUCUGUUGAAUGGACAUGUUUCGGCUAAUGAAUUCGAUCACGAAGGAUGUGGACUUCUUCAUUGGGCUGCAAUUAAUAAUAAAUUGGAUAUUAUUCAACUGCUGCUUUCACAUCGCGCUGACAUUAAUUUAAUUGGAGGAAAUAUGAAAUCGACACCUCUUCACUGGGCCUGUUAUAAUUCACAAUUUGGAGCAGUCAUGGCUCUUGUCAAGAAUGGCGCAGAUCCAACAAUUAAAAAUAUAAACGGCGAGACUCCUCUUCACUUGGCUGCCUGCACUGGAAACUUUAUUAUAAUUGCUUAUUUGCUCGUAAAAUUUGAUAAUAUCAAAGAUACGAGAGAUAAUUUAGGUCGUUCGGCACUUAUGAUGGCUGCUGAUAAGAGUUUCGGACUAUUUCCUAUUCGUAUAUUCACAAAAGUUGAUGCAUAUCUUGACUUCACUGAUGAUGAGAAGGGGAAUACUGCUCUUCAUAUUUUAGCUGCUCGUCAGAAUUUGAAAGGAGUUGUUGAGCUGAUUUGUUCUGGAGCAGAUGACACGAAAACCGAUAACAAUGGGGUUUCAGCACGUGAUUUGAUGGACAACAAAUUCCGAAAUCUAGUUGACAAGCAAGUGACAGCUCGAAAUAUUUGUGAACUGGGUACAAUUUGUGAAAAGGUUACCUCUCGCUGGUUCCUUGGCCAAUUUUUUACUGCAACCAUUUCAGGUGUAAUGAUUGGUGCAGCAACUGGUCUAUAUUUUCUCACAAACUUCUGGGUGGUCUUGGGUGGACUUGCUUUGACAGCUUUAUUGCUUUUUAUUUUGGUACAAAGAAGACAAAUGGAUCAAUUUGGAUGUCUUCCAGUCACUUAUAUCUUUUGGAUGGGAAUUGCUGAAUUUGCAUUGUUAAUUUUCAAUUCAAAUGGAUUGGUUCAUUGGUCGGUUCUGAUUUUUGUCUGCUCAAUUUGGGUUAUUUCAGCAUCGUUUUAUUGGAUCUUGAUCCUAACAAAUCCCGGUGUCCUUCCUCGUUCUACAACUCCGUUCAAAGAUUUCAUCAAAGAUCUGGAAGAGAAACAAAUCGAUAGAUACUGUUUUACUUGUUGGAUUCCAAAGACUUCAUCCUCUCAUCAUUGCUCUCAAUGUGACAAAUGUGUCGAUGGAUUUGAUCAUCAUUGUCCAUGGAUUCACAAAUGUGUCUAUCGGAAGAAUCUUCGAGCUUUCGUGUUUUUCUGUCUUACAAUCUUCAUGUUUCACGUGUUCUACGUUCUAUUGUUGUUGUACAUGAUUGGUGCCUCCAUGAAUGCAUCCGGAUUCGAACAAACCCUAAACGACCAUGGUUUGAUGGUAAUCAGUCUCAUCCUCGCAAUCCCUCAUGUUUUCGGAGCCGGAGCCAUCACUUGUACUCAAUUCUCACAAAUUUCUCGUCAUGUCUCUACCAUCGAGAUUAUUCGGAAACAAAGACUCCAGAGAAAUUCUAGUGAAAAGACCAUAACAUCGCCAGAACAUAAUCCAUGGGAAUACAAACAAAGUGUGAAGACUAGAAUUCGAAAUGUGUGUAAUCUAUUGGCAUUUGACAAGUUUGGAGAUGGAGAAGAAAUUGAUGAAGGACAUGGAUCAUCUUCAUUCGAAACAUCGUCUUCAUAUUUCUAAAACUUCCAUUUUUAAAUAGACUGUUCGUUAAGUUGUAUGAUUUAAUUGAUAUUGACUAGAGCAUCUUCAUAGUUCCAAUUUGUCUUGAAUUCUUUCUCGAAUCUCAUUUUUCAAACGAGUUUUUGUAUUCCACUUUUGAUUUUUUCGUCCAUUUUUGUAAAAAAUUUUUAUGAUCGGUCCACUAAUAAAUGAAACUGAUUAU
Caenorhabditis elegans is the source of this 2031-nucleotide messenger RNA. It is a transcript of the gene dhhc-13, whose product is annotated as Palmitoyltransferase. The coding region runs from base 48 to 1829 and encodes 593 amino acids. Gene Ontology annotation, cellular component: membrane. Gene Ontology annotation, molecular function: protein-cysteine S-palmitoyltransferase activity; acyltransferase activity; palmitoyltransferase activity. NCBI's taxonomy places the organism in Eukaryota, Metazoa, Nematoda, Chromadorea, Rhabditida, Rhabditidae. The transcript is spliced from 11 exons. The record is from RefSeq and is marked reviewed.